AUGUCCGGUCUACCAUAUCUCCAGAAACUGCGCAAGAGCGAGCUCACCGGGUUCGCCGAGACCAGCAAUUUGCCCGACUACGCUCAUUUGAAGAAAGCCGAGCUCGAAGUCGCCCUCGACGAACACUUGCGCUCCAAUUCGACCACCUACGGCAAGGAUCCUUCGUUGAGUGAAUACUACAAGCGCCUGGCGAGCAGCUCGAGAUCGCCUACCAAGAGGACGACGGGUGAGAAGGUCGUGGACCUUAUCAAAACCGACGAUGACGCUCCUGCGCCCGCAAAGAAACCGCGACGGAAGACAACCUCAACCACUCAAGAAACGGAGGACACACAACCAACGGUCAAUGCGCUGAUCAAAACCCCAGCCAAAGAGGUGGCCCGUCGGACCUCGAUCCUCGCCUCACAGAUUCCCAUACCGCCCUCGCCGGCGGUCGUCACUGAUGCCAUUGAUCACCAGACGCGUCGCAUUCGGACCUCCAUCUCCCAUGCUUACGAGCAAACCCAGGUCCAUGAGUUUGCCGAUGCCGCGCGCGAUAUUCUAUCGUCACCUAUGACGGUCAUUGUGCUCGCCAUCCUUCUCGAGGCGUACGGCCUCCGGGCCCAAAUCUUGCCCAACAAGCUGUUGACCGACAUCCCCGCGAUCCCGUACAUCAAGUCGACCAAGACGCCCAUCGUGGUGCCAGAUCUUUUCCUGUUACUGGACUCCAAAUUCUGGUCGCCCUUCUCGCUGUGGGCGUUGACCUCGCUGAUUCUGCCGGCUACCAUCUCGUACUUCAUCAACCUGCCGCUGAAAACCCAUCCCAGUCACAGCUAUUCGACGCGCCAAGCUGCACUCAAGGCGAAUGCGCAAAUGCAAUUCGAUCCCUUCAUUUUCAGUCUCGCCAAGGGCUUGGUCGUGUACCUGGUGUAUGCCUAUCACUACUCGCCGGGUGGAAUCUACAACAACUACACCAUCGCCACCGUCAACGAGAGCAUUCCCGGCGGCUACUUUGCCGUGCUGGUCAGUUCAGGUCUGGGAGCGGCAGUGAGCUUGUAUGAAGCUGUGUUGAAGAAGUAG
Fonsecaea erecta is the source of this 1056-nucleotide messenger RNA. RefSeq lists its product as hypothetical. The record is from RefSeq and is a predicted model, not a curated record. The transcript is spliced from 3 exons. The coding region runs from base 1 to 1056 and encodes 351 amino acids. Gene Ontology annotation, cellular component: membrane. NCBI's taxonomy places the organism in Eukaryota, Fungi, Ascomycota, Eurotiomycetes, Chaetothyriales, Herpotrichiellaceae.